Messenger RNA from Cloeon dipterum, 1429 nucleotides. RefSeq names its product major royal jelly protein 2-like. The transcript is spliced from 4 exons. The record is from RefSeq and is a predicted model, not a curated record. Bases 14 to 1123 code for a protein of 369 amino acids. NCBI's taxonomy places the organism in Eukaryota, Metazoa, Arthropoda, Insecta, Ephemeroptera, Baetidae.
AGAGGCUGGAAGGAUGACUCCAUGCUUUGCCGCCAUUUUAUUUCUCGGCCUUUCAUCCCCGGCCACCGCCCUCAACUUCACCCAGGUCUUUGAGUGGAAGGAACUGGACUACGAGUGGCCUUCCGAAGCCCGCAGGACACAGGCCUUGACAGAUAAAACUUUCAAACCAGAGAAUAUUAUACUUUCUCACUUGGCAAUCUACGGAACGAGGCUCUUCCUCAGCCUUGAGAAAUUAAAUGGCAUUCCGGCGACUCUGGUGUCUUUGUCGACGAGCAGCGAGUCCUACGAACCCCCGAAGAUGACUCCAUUCCCUUCGUGGGAAAUGCAUGGCUAUGAAGAUUGCAACAAAAUUGAACGAGCAAGAGGGCUGGAAAUGGAUUCCGUUGGCAGGCUGUGGGUGCUGGACAGCGGUACCAAAAAUUGCAAUUCCAAACUAUGGAUUUUUGACUUGUCCAACAACGAUCAGACCAAACUCUUUCACCAGUUUUCGUUUUCCUCUCGCAUGUACGACUUGGUGCUCGACGAAACAACCAACAGAACCUUAGCCUACAUCACGCGGGGUUUUGAAGAAAACCUUGUCGUGUUUAGUUUGGACAUAAAGGGAACAAAGAAAUCUUGGAUUGUGCUCACGCUAGGAAUCAAGGUGUUGUCCGUUGCCCUUUCCCCUAAGAAGGAACGGAGAAAGCUCUACCUUGGCAAACACCACUCCACAGAACUAUAUUCAAUUCCCGUUGCCGGCGAUCUUCGCUCUGGAAUUCGAACUCUAAAUCCGGAACUAAUCGGAAAAUGGAAUCAAGUCAAUGCAUACAGAAUGCUGAUGGACAACCACGGAACCUUGUAUGCCGCCAUUUGGGGGGAGACUUACACUUCCUUUUGGAAAACUUCCCAGCCAUUUUGGGAGCAGUGUUUUUAUGAGGACGACGGACUGGAAAUUAGUGGUGUUUAUAAGUUUACUUUUGCCUUGGACCAAAAUGGAACUCUUUGGAUGAUGGUAUUUGAUGAAAAAAGACAGCCAAAACACAAGCUUUUGAAGGCAGCUGUCAGUGGUGGCGAAGCCCAAAGCAGAAAACUGAUCGACUCGAGCGUAUUCGUCGUUUUUCUCUUUGCCAUGGCUAUUUCGUAGUUCUACCAACGCGGGCUUCAAAUCAUUCUCAGUUAAAAUGACGGCUUAAUUUUUCUGGACUUAUUGAGAACUGUGUUUUUAGCUUCUUGAUUAUGCAUUAAUCACGAAAGAAAAGAAGAAAUUUAAAAAUGGCCAAUUGAAAGCGCGAUUGAAAGCCUUUUGAUAAUUGUAAGAGUCACCUAUAUAAACUGUUCAAUAAACCCUAAUCAUUAAUAUGUGGCUUUGAUUAACUCUAAACUAAAGACGCCUUUUUGCUUUUUUUUAUCAUUUAUAUUUAUUUUGAGCCAAUAUGUACAGGGGCGACUA